AUGUUGCCUUUAUUUGGUUUCUUCUGUCAUUGUGCACGCAAAUCUUAUUCAGUGGCACCUGUUAGUAACUGGGAUGGUCCUGUAACGGUCGAUGAAAUGAGAACAGCCAACAGUGAAAGAGAUUAUUCAACGACUGAUCUCCAAUCAAUCGCAAAUCAAAUAGCUAACGAUUUCCAUCUCGAACCAAAUAAUGUUAUUAAUUAUUUCGCACGUUCCAAGUGGGCUUCGCUUUCCAAAAAUCUCUUUUUCAGAGUAGAUUUUAACCAAGUUGAAAAGUAUCAAAGAGCCGUCUAUCUUGGUGGCACAGUUGUCAAAAUUACUAAGUCGAACGGUGUAUACACUGUCAAUUGUCGCCAAGCAAAUGUCCGGGGAAUUGCUCAACCCGAUUUUUAUAGAUCAUUUGGAAUGCGGAGAAAUUCAGCUGUUCCGAAUAUUAGAAUUGCUGUCAGGCCCACCGAUCGUAUAUCAGGUGAAGACAUCACAAGAAUAUACAACACUUUAUACAGCAAAAUUGAAGGCCAGCUAAACGCAUACAAAGCAAUUUAA
Molecule: messenger RNA, 546 nt
Organism: Trichomonas vaginalis G3
Lineage: Eukaryota; Parabasalia; Trichomonadida; Trichomonadidae
Exons: 1
Coding region: 1-546 (181 amino acids)
Source: RefSeq, a predicted model, not a curated record